AUGGCGGCCCAAAUAAUCAACACAAAUUUAGAUGCCAAUGGCGAACUCGUCGCUGUCAUAUUCGGAGUCACCGGUUUGGUCGGAAAACAGUUGGCCAAAACCCUUCUCUCCACCGCCGGCUGGAAAGUCUACGGCGUCGCACGGCGGCCGGACAAUGUCUCUCCCAUCUCCCAUCCCAAAUUCCAUUUCAUCUCUUGUGAUUUGCUCGACCGCCAGUCCGUUCAACAGAAUCUCUCCCCGGUUCGCCACGUCACCCACCUCUUUUGGAUCACUUGGGCCGCUCAGCUCCGGUUGGAUUCCCCGGGUUGCUCCGACCAGAACCGGGCCAUGUUGGCCAACGCCCUCGACGCCAUUCUCCCCUCCGCGCCGGCCCUCCGCCACGUCUCUCUACAGACCGGGGUCAAACAUUAUGCUUCGUUGACGAGACUCGCCGCUGGCUGCGGCGGAAGAGAGGAGGUGGUUUAUUGUGAGGAUAGUCCGAGAGCGGAAUCUGGGAACAAUUUUUAUUACGUGUUGGAAGAUCUCCUCCGUGAGCGGUUGUCCUGUGGGCGGAGGAUGGUGGCGUGGAGUGUUCUCCGGCCCGGUUUGAUAUUGGGAUCUUCGAACCGGACUUUCUUUAAUUUCAUGGGGAGUUUGUGUGUUUAUGGUGCCAUCUGUAAGAAGUUGAAGAUGCCGUUUGUGUUCGGCGGCACGGCAGCAUGCUGGGAGGAGGUUUAUAUCGACGGUUCCGAUGCUCGACUCACGGCGGAGCAGCACAUGUGGGUCGCAACUAAAGCUGUUGAAAUAAAUGCAACUGCAGAUGGAGAAGCAUUCAACGUUUGCAACGGGUGGAGUUUCCGGUGGAAGGAGAUAUGGGGGACGGUGGCGGAGAAACUUGGAGUGGCGACGACGGCAGAGGAAGAGAAGGAGAGAAUGUUUUCGAAGGAGUUUCACUAUACGGCGGCGAUGGGGGACAAAGGGAAGGUAUGGGCGGAGAUAGUGGAGGAGGAAGGGUUGGUCGCGACGGAAAUGGAAGAGCUGGCGAAUUGGGUGUUCUUAGACACAUUGUUUAGGCUGCCGGAAAAAAUGGUGGCGAGUCGAGCUAAGUCCGACCGAUUUGGGUUCAAUGUAAAAUACAAGAUGUUGGAUUCUAUCUUGUAUUGGAUUGAUGUCAUGAGAAAUGACAAAUUGAUUCCUUCUUAAUUAAUAUAAUUAAUUUGCCUUUCUUUU
Messenger RNA from Cucumis melo (muskmelon), 1209 nucleotides. Its product is annotated as (S)-8-oxocitronellyl enol synthase CYC2. The record is from RefSeq and is a predicted model, not a curated record. Lineage: Eukaryota; Viridiplantae; Streptophyta; Magnoliopsida; Cucurbitales; Cucurbitaceae. Bases 1 to 1182 code for a protein of 393 amino acids. The transcript is spliced from 2 exons.